ACGAUGUACUUUUGAGCGCAAUAAAGACGAGGAAAAUUGUUGGAAAAAUCUCAAAAAAUUCUUUUUCGUUCCUUAAAAAUGAGAAACAUUCGUGGCUUGUUAUUAGUUAAGUUAAAUUGCAUAUAUAUUGCCAAAAAAAAAUCAGUCGAUUGACGACAUUAGUUAACAGAUGAUUGAGGAAAAUCUGUCUUAUUAAAGGAAACAACCGUUUAAUGAGAAAUGAAAGACAGACAAUUAAUCAUUUAUGUCAUGAUCAUUGAAAUGAGGACAUCCAGUUACAUAAAAAUGACAAUAAGGUAUUGAUUAUACAGCAACAACAAUCUGCGUGGGAAAAAUCAAUAAAAUUUGAAUAAAAUUUCGACUUACCACAAACAAUGGGAUUUAAAAGGGUAAUUAAAACACACUUAUAGCUUAUAGCUUAAUUAUAAUUAACAUAGAUUGAAAUAGUUUCUUUAAAAUCAAUAAUUGUUAAUUCUGUUUUUCCAGAUUUUCUCAUCAAAUUUUUACAAUUUUCUUUAUCACUCAUUUUUCGAGCUUUUCUAUUACAAUUUUAAUUUUGAUUUCACGCUUUUCUCACACAAAAGUGUUUAUUUUGAUUUAAUCAUUAGUCUUUUACUCAUUAAUCACUAGUUUUUGAUUUUUUAAUUCACAAUAAGAAAAAAGAAUUUUCACAAAGAAAAUAAGUGAAAAUCUACACUGUUAAAAAUUUCCACGCAUUCUACAAUACACUGUAAAAACAACAUUAAAAUGUAAACAUUGAAUCCAAAAAUAUCGUGGUUUAAACAAAAUUAAAGUUUUAUUGCCUUAAUUCAACAUGUCUCGAUUAACUACGUUAUCAAUUAAACAGUUGUCGAGGAAAUUUGAUGAAAAAUCGAUUUGUCCAAAAGAAUUGACUAUAAAAACAUUCUCAAGAAUUAAGGAAGACAAUAAAAAGCUUAAUGUAUUUACGGCAUUAACUGAAGAUCAUGCGAUAAGAAAGGCAGGUGAAUCAGCUAUGAGAAUCAAUGAUGGGAAGAAGCUGCCACUUGAUGGAAUAUUAGUUUCGGUCAAAGACAAUUUCUGCACAAAAUCAGUUCCAACAACUUGUGCCUCAAAAAUGCUGAAAAAUUUCACACCUACAUAUAAUGCAACAGUUUAUGAUAAAUUAGAAAAAGCCGGAGCAAUUCUCGUCGGUAAGACGAAUUUAGACGAGUUUGGUAUGGGAUCAGGCUGCAUAGAUUCAAUUUUUGGAUCAUCGAAGAAUUUCUGGAGUGAAGAUUAUAAUAAUCCUCGAAUUUGUGGUGGAUCGUCAGGCGGUUCCGCUACUUCUGUUGCUGCUGGAUUUUGUAUGGCUUCUCUUGGAUCAGAUACAGGAGGAUCAACAAGAAAUCCAGCAUCAUAUUGCGGUGUUGUGGGAUUUAAACCAACCUAUGGUCUACUGUCAAGGCAUGGAUUGAUUCCAUUAGUUAAUUCAAUGGAUGUUCCUGGAAUUUUGACAAAAUCUGUUGAUGACUGCCUUCAAAUAUUCAAUACAAUUGCUGGACCUGACAAAUUAGAUUCCACGACGAUUAAAAAGCCAUUUAAUCCAAUUGAAUUACUUAAACAAAUUGAUUUUAAGAACUUGAAAGUUGGAAUUCCUAGAGAAUACAAUUGUGAAGGACUAACUUCAGAAGUGCUUGAAGCAUGGACGAAAAUGGCUGAUUUUCUGGAAGAGAAUGGUGCUCAAAUUCAUGAAAUAUCAAUGCCGUACACAACGUCCUCAAUUUUUGUCUAUUCUAUACUUAAUCAAUGUGAAGUAUCCAGUAACUUCUCUAGAUAUGAUGGAAUAGAAUAUGGACAUAGAGCUGAUGAUGAAACGAGUACCGAGAACCUUUAUGCUAAAACUAGAGCUGAAGGAUUUAAUAAUGUAGUUAAAAAUAGAAUUUUUGCUGGCAAUUACUUCCUUUUACGUAAAAACUAUGAUAAAUAUUUCCUUAAAGCACUCAAAGUCAGACGAUUAGUAAGUGAUGAUUUCAGCAAGGCAUUUAAGAAUGUUGACUUGUUACUUACACCGACUACACUUUCUGAUGCACCAUUAUUAAAUGAAUUUGUUAAGAAUCAUAAUAGAGAUCAAUGUGCUGUUCAAGAUUUUUGUACAUGUCCUGCAAAUAUGGCUGGAAUUCCUUCAAUUACAAUUCCUGUAAAGUUAUCAUCAAACAAAUUGCCAAUUAGUCUACAAUUAAUGGGUCCUAAUUUCUCUGAACAGCUUUUAUUUAGUACUGCUAAAUUUAUUGAGGAUUCUGUGGACUUCCUUUCUAAUUAUCAUAAAAUGUAGGCACUAAUUUAGUUAUAAAAUCAUUAAUAAUAAAGACACUUAAUAUUUAAUUUGAUCUGUUUAUGUUCAAAUGUAUGGAUUCCAAUGGAACCACAUGAUUGCGAGAUUCUCGUCUGAUGUUGCUUCCUCAAUAAUAAACUUUACUUGUCCUUCACUCGAUAGAGCUAUUCCAGAUGAUCCUUUAUAUUUCUUCACGACUCCUUUGAGCUUUUUAUCCACAUUCUCAAGAUUAAUCAUUGCUGCUGAAUCAAUUGUCUCACGGUGGUCUGCACUAGACUUUUUAGUGAUCAUAGGAUCGUAGAUGAAUGGACGUAAAUAAGAAAUUAAAGUAUUUUUCUCUUUUUGCAUUAAUUGAAGUGCUACUUCACAGCACUUUCUAAACGGUCCUUCAAUUCCCAAAGGUCCCAUUGCUUCAAUCAUUGUUUGCGUUAGUCUGAAUGGCACUG
Chironomus riparius is the source of this 2739-nucleotide messenger RNA. NCBI's taxonomy places the organism in Eukaryota, Metazoa, Arthropoda, Insecta, Diptera, Chironomidae. The record is from the annotation of a GenBank genome assembly.